GUGUCCCCGGCCGCCGAACGGCUCCGGUACAUCCUGGGGGAGGACGAUGAGCCCCCCAAUCCCACGCUUUUCACCGAGAUGGACACCCUGCAGCACGAUGGAGACGAGAUGGAGUGGAAGGAGUCUGCCAGGUGGAUCAAGUUCGAGGAGAAGGUGGAGGAAGGCGGCGAGAGGUGGAGCAAACCCCACGUGUCCACCUUGUCCCUGCACAGCCUCUUCGAGCUGCGGACGUGUCUCCAGACAGGAACCGUGCUCCUGGACCUGGACGGAUACUCCUUGCCCCAAAUCAUCGACGAUGUCAUCGAGAAGCAGAUCGAGGACGGGCUGCUGAAGCCAGAGCUGCGGGAGAAGCUCAGCUACGUCCUCCUGCGCAAGCACCGCCACCAGACCAAGAAACCCAUCCACCGCUCCCUGGCUGACAUCGGCAAAUCCGUGUCCUCCAACACGGCCCGCAGCCCCGUGCGGGGCCCGGCCGCCGGCGCCGCCUUCCACCGCUCCACCGAGGACCUGCGGAUGCGGCAGAGCGCCAGCUACGGCCGCCUGCGUCACGCCCAGAGCCGGAGCAUGAACGACAUCUCGGACACGCCGAGCACUGACCAGCUGAAGAACAAAUUCAUCAAGAAGAUCCCCAAGGACGCCGAGGCCUCCAACGUGCUGGUGGGAGAGGUGGAGUUCCUGGAGAAACCCUUUGUGGCCUUCGUCAGGCUGCUCCAGGCCACCAUGCUGGGAGGGGUGACGGAGGUCCCCGUCCCCACCAGGUUCCUCUUCAUCCUCCUGGGUCCGGCGGGAAAAGCCAAAUCCUACAACGAGAUCGGCAGGGCCAUCGCCACUCUGAUGGUGGACGACCUCUUCAGCGAUGUUGCCUACAAAGCUCGGGACAGGGAGGACCUGAUCGCCGGCAUCGAUGAGUUCCUGGACGAGGUCAUCGUCCUCCCGCCCGGCGAGUGGGACCCCAACAUUCGGAUUGAGCCCCCCAAGAAAGUGCCCUCAGCUGAGAAGAGGUGGGUGAGGGCCACAGGGCUGGACCCAUUUCUGGGGGGCUUCAACCCAGAAAAAAACCCUGCAGAAGUCCCAGGAAUGCUGGAUUUGCAGCAGGUUUUGUUCCCAGGUCGGCUCAGAGCCACUUUCACUCCCCUGGAACAACUUUUUAGUGAGAGUGCCGAUCCGGUGGUGCCGAUCCAGCGGUGCCGAUCCAGCGGUGCCGAUCCAGCGGUGCCGAUCCAGCGGUGCCAAUCCGGUGGUGCUGAUCUGGCGGUGCCGACCUGGCGGCGCCGACCCGGCGGUGCCGAUCCAGCGGUGCCGAUCCAGCGGUGCCAUUCCGGCGGUGCCGGAGCGGAUCCGAGGCGGUGCCGGUGUCCCGUAGGAAGNGGCGGCGGCAGCGACGAUGGGGAGAUGCCCGAAGUCCACGAGAUUGGGGAGGAGCUGGCCUGGACCGGCAGGUUUUGUGGUGGCCUCUACCUGGAUAUCAAGAGGAAGCUGCCCUGGUUCCCGAGCGACUUCUACGAAGGUUUCCAUAUCCAGUCCAUCUCCGCCAUCCUCUUCAUCUACCUGGGCUGCAUCACCAACGCCAUCACCUUCGGGGGGCUGCUGGGGGACGCCACCGACAACUACCAGGGGGUCAUGGAGAGCUUCCUGGGCACGGCCAUGGCCGGCUCCAUGUUCUGCCUCUUUGCCGGCCAGCCCCUCAUCAUCCUCAGCAGCACCGGCCCCAUUCUCAUCUUCGAGAAGCUGCUCUUCGACUUCAGCAAAGGCAACGGCAUCGACUACAUGGAAUUCCGCCUGUGGAUCGGGCUGCACUCGGCCCUGCAGUGCCUUAUCCUGGUGGCCACCGACGCCAGCUUCAUUAUAAAGUACAUCACGCGCUUCACCGAGGAGGGCUUCUCCACCCUCAUCAGCUUCAUCUUCAUCUACGACGCCAUCAAGAAGAUGAUCGGGGCCUUCAAGUACUACCCCAUCAACUCCGACUUCAAGCCCGACUACGUCACCAUGUACAAGUGCGAGUGCGUCGCCCCCGACCCAGCCAACGCGACCUUGUUGGAUGCUUCAGCUCCAGUGGCACAGAACACCACUAACGUUUCUCUGUCCAAUGCUAUCAACCUCACAGCUCUGGACUGGACCCAGCUGAGUAAGAAGGAAUGUCUGAAAUACGGCGGCAGCUUAGUGGGAAAAUCCUGCAAAUUCGUGCCCGACCUGGCCCUCAUGUCCUUCAUCCUCUUCUUUGGCACCUACUCCAUGACCCUGACCCUGAAAAAAUUCAAAUUCAGCCGCUAUUUCCCCACCAAGGUAAGGAAAAAACCAGGUUCUGCCAAGACUUUUGCCGAAAAUGAGGGAAAACGGGAGUUUUUUGGGUGGGGGCAAAGAGCUGAAGGAUGUCCUCCCCAGCCCACCCGCGUGGACCGGGGCUGGUUCGUGUUUCCCUUUGGGAAGAACCCGUGGUGGGUGUACCUGGCCAGCGCCCUGCCCGCCCUGCUCGUCACCAUCCUCAUCUUCAUGGACCAGCAGAUCACGGCCGUCAUCGUCAACAGGAAGGAGCACAAGCUCAGGGUGGGUCCUGGGGGGGCUCAGGUGGGUCCUGGGGGGCUCAGGGAGCAGAGGGUGACCGGCAUCAUCGUCUUCGUGCUGACGGGGAUCUCGGUUUUCCUGGCUCCUAUUCUGAAGUACAUUCCCAUGCCGGUGCUCUACGGGGUUUUCCUCUACAUGGGCGUGGCGUCGCUGAACGGCAUCCAGUUUUGGGAUCGCUGCAAGCUCUUCCUGAUGCCGGCCAAGCACCAGCCCGACUACGUGUUCCUGCGGCACGUCCCGCUGCGCCGCAUCCACCUCUUCACCCUGGUGCAGAUCGUCUGCCUGGCUGUGCUCUGGAUCCUCAAAUCCACCGUGGCCGCCAUCAUCUUCCCUGUCAUGGUAAUCCCAUCCUCGAUCCAAAGCGGAUUUUGGGAUUUAAUGGAGUUUUUGGUGUGGUCCCACCAUCAUCUUCCCCGUCAUGGUGAUCCCAUCCUCGAUCCAGAGGGGUUUUUUGGGAUUUAAUGGAGUUUUUGGAAUGGUUCUACCAUGGCUUCCAUCAUCUUCCCCGUCAUGGUAA
Parus major (Great Tit) is the source of this 3079-nucleotide messenger RNA. RefSeq names its product electrogenic sodium bicarbonate cotransporter 4. The record is from RefSeq and is a predicted model, not a curated record. Gene Ontology annotation, molecular function: solute:inorganic anion antiporter activity; monoatomic anion transmembrane transporter activity; sodium:bicarbonate symporter activity. Bases 79 to 3024 code for a protein of 981 amino acids. The transcript has 19 exons. Lineage: Eukaryota; Metazoa; Chordata; Aves; Passeriformes; Paridae. Gene Ontology annotation, cellular component: plasma membrane. Gene Ontology annotation, biological process: bicarbonate transport; regulation of intracellular pH; monoatomic anion transport.